Messenger RNA from Aspergillus calidoustus, 1089 nucleotides. The record is from the annotation of a GenBank genome assembly. NCBI's taxonomy places the organism in Eukaryota, Fungi, Ascomycota, Eurotiomycetes, Eurotiales, Aspergillaceae.
AUGGCACGCACCCAAAAAGCCCUAAUCGUCCCCGCCAUCGGCGCGCCCGUCACCCUAAUCACCGACCGCCCCAUCCCAACCCCCGGCCCAAACCAAGUGCAAGUGAAAGUCUCCGUCGCCGGAAUCAACGGGCACGACGCGAAGAGCAUCGAAUACGGCCUCUUCAUCAACCCGAAUCUCUCGCGCGCAACGGCGGGCGGGGAAACGAGUGACCUCGAUCUCCCCUUUAUCCUCACCAACGACGUUGUCGGUGUGAUUACAGAAUUGGGGCCGGGCGUCGAGGGGCGUGGGUUGAGCGUUGGCGAUCGCAUCGUCUACCAGCCGUCUUUCGCACCUGGAUCCACGCAGAACGGACUGCAGGAAUAUGCCCUCGCAGACCUUGGUGCUCUAGCCAAGAUCCCCUCUGGGAUAUCCGACGACGAGGCCGCGACGCUCCCGACGAACAUCAUCGCCCCGCUCGUCGCGCUCUUCGACACCCUCGCCAUCCCCGCACCCUGGACCCCAGAAGCAAGCACAUUCGACUACUCACACACCACGCUCCUGGUCAUCGGCGGCGGCUCCAACUGCGGCGCAUUCGGCGUGCAGCUCGCGAAGCUCGCCAACAUCGGCACGAUCGUCGUCGUCGGCGGCGACGAGAAGAAGCUCAAGUCUCUCGGCGCGACGCACGUCAUCGAUCGCCACGGCGGAUUCGACAAAGUCCUCUCGGACAUCCGCGCCGUCGUCGGCGAUGACCUCGUCUACGCAUAUGACGCCGUCUCGCCGCCCGAGGGCCAACUCCUCGCGCUGAAUGCGCUCUCCAGUAGCAAGCGCGGCGCCCUCGCGCGAUUGCUUCCUACGGGACCCGUGGAUGAAUCGCGUGUGCUAGGCAAAGAAGCGGGCUUCGAGGUCCGCGAUGUCUUUGGGAGUAGCCAUAUGCAUCCGGAGCUUGCGCGGGGGUUUUGGGAGAGGCUGCCGGGGUUUCUGGAGCGGGGGGAGAUUCGGGCGCUUGAUUAUGUGGUUAAGCGGGGGUUGGUGCCGGAGCAUGUCAAUGAGGUUGUGCGGAGGUAUAUUGCCCGGGAGAGUGUGGUUAAGACGCAUAUUCAUUUGUAA